AUGCCCGGCAAGACACCCCAUAGCAACGGGAACGAGCCCGUCGAGAAUGGUAUUAGGAGUAACCAGGACGUCGAUAUGAAGGAAGAUCUCAAGGGCAAAGGAAAGAAAGCCGCCAAGGACGGUGAUGAGGAGAUGACUGUUGUAGUCCCCAAGACAAGACCCGUCAAGUCCUCAGCACCCCCCGAUUCCGAUGGUGAUGUGGCAAUGGCCAACGAGGCUGAGGAUGCCGAGGGCGAGGUCAAAGUCGACCCCGUCGUGCAAACAGCUACAGACAUCAAGAACAACUUUGCCCUGCUGGAACGCGCCGUUGCCCAGUUCGAUGCCAGGUUUUCUCUUCGAGCCCUCCGAUCCAUCUCUCUGAUUCGCAAACGCCUCACUCCGGAUAUCAUCGCAAAGGUCAUAAUCGAGACUUUCCCUGCCACUGUAGUGUCUGGAAAUGCUGCCAAGGCCCUUCUCUACGCCAUCGAUCGCCAGGAUCUUCCCCUCGGUCGACCUCUUAAUGGCGAGGUGGACCACCUGGAGAACGAGCACGCAAAGGCUCCCACGAAAAACGGCGCAAAGAAGGAGCUGAAGGAGGUCAUCCCCGAGAUUGAUAUUUUCCUGGGCAUCCUUAUCCAGGUUUAUCUGUUCGAUUCCAAGCAGUACCAGCGCGGAGCUGAGUUCUCCAAGCACCUCUCGGACCGGAUCCAGAAGCUUAACCGCCGUACCUUAGAUUCCUUGUCUGCCAAGGUCUACUUCUACUUUAACCUCUUCUGCGAACAGCUCGACCCCCUACCGCCCUCUACCCAGUCGCCUAUUGUCGCUCUUCGUCCUACGCUGCUCGCCGCGCUACGGACCGCCGUGUUGCGCAAGGACAUCGAUACCCAGGCCACCGUGAUUGUGUUGCUCCUCCGAAACUACCUUCUCACGUCGCAUAUCUCCCAGGCCGAUCUGCUCGUCUCCCACACCCAGUUCCCCGAGAACGCCGCCAACAACCAGGUCGCGCGCUUCCUCUACUACCUUGGCCGCAUCCGCGCCAUCCAGCUGCGCUACGGUGAAGCUCAUACCCACCUAACUGCCGCCACCCGAAAGGCUCCCUCCAGUGCCUGCGCCGUGGGCUUCUCGCAGACCGCGACUAAGCUCCUUCUCGUCGUCGAGCUGUUGAUGGGCGACAUCCCCGACCGCGCGACUUUCCGCCAACCCACGCUCGAAGUUGCGCUCCAGCCCUACUUCCGCCUCGUCCAGGCCGUCCGCGUGGGCAACCUCGAGGACUUCGAGACCAUCAUCGCCGACCACGCCGACACUUUCCGCCGCGAUGGAACGUACACGCUCAUCCUGCGCCUGAGGCAAAACGUCAUCAAGACGGGCAUCCGCAUGAUGUCGCUCUCGUACUCGCGCAUCUCGCUCCGGGACAUUUGCAUCCGCCUACACCUCGGAAGCGAGGAGUCUGCCGAGUACAUCGUUGCCAAGGCGAUCAGGGAUGGCGUCAUUGAGGCAACCCUAGAUCGCGAGAGGGGUUUCAUGAAGAGUAAGGAGGUGGGUGAUGUGUAUGCCACGCGUGAGCCUGGAGAGGCUUUCCACGAGCGUAUCCGGGUGUGUCUAUCUCUUCAUGACGAGAGUGUCAAGGCAAUGCGAUUCCCUAUGAACCAACAUCGUCUCGAGCUGAAGAAUGCCCAGGAGGCACGCGAGAGGGAGCGGGAAAUGGCCAACGAGAUACAGGAUGGGGACUUGGACGAGGAUGACCUCGGAGGCGAUUUCGAGGGAAUGUAA
Scedosporium apiospermum is the source of this 1749-nucleotide messenger RNA. Its product is annotated as 26S proteasome non-ATPase regulatory subunit 3. Gene Ontology annotation, cellular component: proteasome regulatory particle, lid subcomplex; proteasome complex. Gene Ontology annotation, molecular function: enzyme regulator activity. The record is from RefSeq and is a predicted model, not a curated record. The transcript has 3 exons. Lineage: Eukaryota; Fungi; Ascomycota; Sordariomycetes; Microascales; Microascaceae. The coding region runs from base 1 to 1749 and encodes 582 amino acids. Gene Ontology annotation, biological process: regulation of protein catabolic process; ubiquitin-dependent protein catabolic process.